AUGGUUGAGGGUCCGGGCUGUACGUUGAACGGAGAGAAAAUUCGCUCCAAAGUUAAAACUGGUCAAAAAGUGAAGGAGUUCAGAGGCAGUUUGACGUCUACUAGAAACAGCUCUGGGUCAAAUGGCUUCCAAAGUUUUUACGGGUGUCAGUACACUGGUGUGGAAACCCUGGGGAAGGAGCUCUUUGUGUACUUUGGUCCAAAAGCUUUGAGAGUCCACUUUGGUAUGAAUGGAUCAAUGCGAAUAAACCCUGCUGAGAGCAGGGUUAAAACGGGCUCUGCACCAGUGCUGGAAAUGCAUCUCACAAACGAUGUGGUGAGCUUCUUUGACAGCACAGUGGAAAUAAGGUGGACGGAGGACUGCGAGCAGAGGGUCAGGGCCACGGAGAGUCUGGAUGUGUGUUCCUCUAAGUUCAGCUUCUCCCGCGCCGUGGAUGCAGUCAAGAGCCAAAGCAGCAGGAUGCUCUGUGACGUUCUCUUAGACCAAGCCGUCAUGCCAGGAGUCGGCAACAUCAUUAAAAACGAAGCCCUGUUUGACUCGGGCCUCCACCCAGCCGUGAAGGUCCGGCAGCUGACAGAUGCACAGAUUCACCAUCUGGUGAAGAUGACACGUGAUUUUACUCUUCUGUUUUACAAGUGUCGAAAGUAUGGCUCUGCUCUCCACAAGCAUUACAAAGUCUACAAGCGUCCCCAGUGCGGCCAGUGCUCCUCUGCCAUCACGGCCUGUCGUCUUGGAGACAACGGGAGGAUGACAUACUUCUGUGAGCGCUGUCAGAAGGAAGACCCCGGCAGAGUUGACAUCAGUAAGCUCCCGCACAGAAACAGUCUGAUUGGCUGGGCCUGCAGUGAGAGGAGCGGCGAUGGCGUGGCUAAAAAACAGGAGCAGGACUGGGCCUGUGAGCUGUGCACGCUCAUCAACCGGCCGGCGGCGGCCGCCUGCGACGCAUGCCUCACCCCGAGACCCCCAGACCACAAAGACAACAUUAGCACUGAGGCAUCGCCCUUCACUGCUGAUUUAAUUAAAUACCCCUGCACCGCCUUCAACAAACCACAAGAGGAGCUCAAAGUCAACUGGAGGUCUGCUUUCGGGACUUCCACUCUUGUUUUCUCUGACAUGAGCAAGAAGCCAAAGCCUGUAAACUCGCCACUCUCCCCAGCCGGCAGUCAUUUGAAUUCCUUGGCGGCAGCGCGAGGUUUAUAUAAAAACAGCGUUUGCCAAGGGACAACAAGCCCCAAUUAUGCCUCUGGUGGCUGGCAGAAGCAAAGUAUAGAGCUCUCCAAUGGGGAAUCUCUGGCCUCCUACAGUCACCCAUCCAAGAAAAUGAGAAUUGAUCACAGUCUCUUUCCCAGUAACAAUGCUCAAAAUGGAACCCCCAACUCAGGUGUGUGCAAAACGGAGGCGGCCUCCGUUUCUCCCAGUUCCAGCGCCCCUUGCUGUGCGUCCCACCGUCGCCCCGCCGUCCUCAGAGUGGUCCACAAGGAUGGACAGAAUAAGGGACGACACUUCUACGGGUGCUCGCUGCCCAGGGAGACCAAGUGCAACUUCUUCGAGUGGGCAGAUUUGCACUUCCCCCUUUGUCACCACGGGAAACGCUGUUUAAUGAGGACAGUUCUAAAGCUCGGGCCCAACAACGGUCGGAACUUCUACACCUGCAGCCUUCAAAAGGGUAAACAAUGUGACUUUUUCCAGUGGGCAGAGAACGGACCGGGGGUGUCCGUCCUCCCUGGCUGCUAA
Menidia menidia (Atlantic silverside) is the source of this 1734-nucleotide messenger RNA. NCBI's taxonomy places the organism in Eukaryota, Metazoa, Chordata, Actinopteri, Atheriniformes, Atherinopsidae. The record is from the annotation of a GenBank genome assembly.